AUGCGUCUCCUAGUGAUACUAUUACUCGCUGUCUCUAUUAAAGCGCGACACAUUGAAAAGGAAUGUACUGGAAUUGUCGUAAAUGACAUACUUCAGAAUGAAGAAAUUUUAAAGACGCAUGUUAUGAGUCCUUAUCAAUUGGCAAUGGAUUACGAUACUAACACAUUAUUCUACAGUUAUUCGACAGAAGAUUCUAAUGUCUUUCAAUCCGCUUAUCUUAAUUUGAAGACAAAUGAAUUCGGUAACAUACCUGGCAUUGCUGGAGGCUUUGCUAACGCAGUUGAUAAUAAGAAAAAUACUGUUUACCUCGGCGGAAAAGAUGGUAUUUAUGAAUUUAAUUACAAUUCUAAAACUGCGCAACGUCUUGAUAUAACUGAUGAUAAUAUUUGGCAAUUGAUUUAUAAAGAUAAAUUGUACUACUCAAAAUAUCCAGAAGAACACGCUUAUAUAUUUCAAAACGGUAGAGUUGAGAGAGUACCGGAAUUGAUUAACACCAGAGCCAUGCUGCUAUGUGUCGAUGACUACAACAAUAUUUACUUUUCAAAUUCAUCUGGUUUGUUUAUUCAUAAAAAAGCAAAUGAUGCCGUCAUUCACAUUGGAGACUUUAAUGUCAAUGGAUUUACUUAUGAUGUCCAUGGUGAUAUAUUUUUCUCUACACCAGAUGGCAUUUUCUCUAUUGACGUUGCCAAGAAAGAAGUAAGGAAUGUGGCAAAAAUUGAAAGCGUCAGUGUCUAUGGUGUGGCAAUAGAUAUUACUGGAAAUAUCAUUUAUGCGUCAGAGGAUAGUAUUAUUAGACUCAAACCAAGUGCAAAAAAUUGUCCUACUGAAGAUGCUACUGUCACAUUUUACUAA
This is a messenger RNA of Pieris macdunnoughi, 852 nucleotides long. The record is from the annotation of a GenBank genome assembly. NCBI's taxonomy places the organism in Eukaryota, Metazoa, Arthropoda, Insecta, Lepidoptera, Pieridae.